UCGUUGACUAUGCGCACCCGUCGGGAAGUUAAGGGUGAGCUGUCAGUCGGUGUUGGAGCUGUGAGAGAGGAAGGUCGUUGUUGUGGUCACUCGUCGCUAUGAAGGCUUUCCUCGCUCUAUUGGCUCUUAUGGUGGCAGCCGCUGCUGGCGAAACCUGCACAGGAGCGCAGGUAGAAGCAGUGGGCUUUACUUCCCAGGAUGCCACCAUUGUAACAAAGAUUGCAUACAUUGCUGAUUUCACCCUCUCAUGUUCUAAUGGUGCAAAAGACAUUUCUCUGUAUGCUGAAACUGUUGAUGGCAUCGUUGGAGUUGCUCGCUCAGUUGAUGGUGUCAAGUACCAAGUGAGCUGGGUUGAGGAUGCAGCCACUGCAGCAUCUGGUGAGCGCCCCAUCAAGCUCUAUGAUGAGCAAGGUUAUGCUGCUCUCAGGAAGGCUCAACGAGGGAACGAGGACACAUCAACUGUACAAGCAAUUGCUACCAUCAAUCUUUAUCAUCCAGGUGCUUACCGAGGCCCUUGGGUCCAAUCAGAGACCAUGGCUAUUGUUGCUGCUAUCUUCAUAUACUAUUAUGCUCUCACACAAAAGACUAGGCUAAUGGCUUAGGUUGUAAAAAAAAUGUUAUAUAAAUGAUGUGAAUAAUCUUUAUUUCUAGAUCAUGUUCUAGUAAGGAUGUGUGUGAAUGGGAUGUAUGAUUUAAAGAUAUUUUGUACGUAAAUAUAAACAUUGUUGUGAGAUAUGUUGAGAUGGUAAUAAAUUCUCAUAUUAAACACUUAAA
Molecule: messenger RNA, 774 nt
Organism: Procambarus clarkii (red swamp crayfish)
Lineage: Eukaryota; Metazoa; Arthropoda; Malacostraca; Decapoda; Cambaridae
Gene: Tapdelta
Product: Translocon-associated protein delta
Cellular component (GO): membrane; endomembrane system; endoplasmic reticulum
Source: RefSeq, a predicted model, not a curated record